Messenger RNA from Closterium sp. NIES-67, 5587 nucleotides. Lineage: Eukaryota; Viridiplantae; Streptophyta; Zygnematophyceae; Desmidiales; Closteriaceae. The record is from the annotation of a GenBank genome assembly.
CCUAUCAUUUCGAGGUACUAUUGUAGACCUCGAAUCUGUACAGCUAGCUUGCCGGAGGACUCGAAUGUUCCUUGCUCCCCACGUAGACUUCUACCUUCACUCGAGAAUCGAGUUUCUUUUGAGCCUUUUUUUUCUCGAUUGUUUUUACAGCUCAUCGAUUUGAUCUGUUUUUCCCCAGAGCGCACUCGUCCUUUUGUAGUUCUGUGAAGUUCCAGCAGCUGGAUUCAGCAUCACUCGAAAAGAGCUUUAAAAAAAAAAAAAACGAAUAAAGAUGCCGCCGUUUCGUUUACCGCCGGGGUUCCGGUUCCACCCGACGGACGAGGAGCUCCUCGGGUACUACCUGCAGCGCAAGGUCGACAACCGCCUCGCGGAUGACGGCCUGAUAGCCGAAAUCGACAUUCUUAAAUGCGAGCCGUGGGACCUUCCCAGCCAGUCGUGCCUGGAGGCUGGCGAGUGGUACUUCUUCUGCGCGCGCGACAAGAAAUACCCGCACGGGUCGCGGGCGAAUCGCGCCACGGCGAUGGGGUAUUGGAAGUCCACGGGCAAGGAUAAGAGCAUCCGGAGUUCGCGCACGACGAGGCAGAUCGGGAUUAAGAAGACGCUCGUGUUCUACCGCGGACGAGCGCCACGUGGCGAGCGGACGGACUGGGUGAUGCAUGAAUACCGGCUCGAGUCCGAGCCGCGGUCCCGCUCCGUGCCUGCUGCGGACUACGUGCUGUGCCGCGUGUUCAACAAGAGCUCCGGCGCCGCGAAUCCCCCCUCGCCGGUCGAGCAGGACGAAGUGCCGCCCACCGCCAGCGAACCGCCGUGGGAGACGGGAGGAGGAGGGGGAGGGGGGAGCAGUGCGAAUGGUGUGUGUCCGUCGGGGAUGGGUGCAGCAGCGGGAGGGCGGCAGCCUCUGGUGAACUUCAACGGGCACGGCGGGGCGGGGUCCGCUGGCGCGGAGGAAGGGGAGGCGAGCGAGAUGGCGGGGAUGCGAGACGCGGAGUCGGAGGGCGGACUCACCACCGACUACCCCGCGCUCUACCGGGAGCCGUCCGCCCGCAGCGACGGCACCAACGGCGGAUUCUCCGUGGUCCCCGCGUCCGUCACCACCGCCCCUGGUGAACCGCUCCCAACCCCUCUGGGCACAUUCGCGCCGCUGCCGCAGGAGCCGGGGUUCGCGGAUUUCCCGUUCGAGCUGCCGUCGGUGGAGGAGCUCGUGCCGAUGGAGGGCGGCGCGGAGAACCUGAUGGAGAUCAUGGGGCUCGAGGCGGCCGAUCUCGUGCCGCUCGACGAGGCCGCCGUGCCCAACGUGCCGCUUGCCGCGCCGGGUGUCUCGGCGGACGCGUCUCUGACGGGAAGCGGGAGUGCGGAGGGCGGAGGGCCGCAGGAGGCGGACAGCUACGUGGAUGUGGACGGCUUGUGGGACUACAGCCAGCUGCCCAUGGAGAGGGCGGCGGCGUCUGGCCACGUGGCGGAGGCGGAGGAGUGGAACAUACCGAUGGAGGGCGGCGAGGAGUGGUUGGGCGAGCAGCUGCCGGCGUUCAAUCUCCCCGAGGGCAUUUCGAUCGACGACUUCCUGGAAGAUGCGCUCGUGGCCGACGACCUGCACGUCUUCAAUGCUCCCCUACCCGCCGCUCCCGCCGCUCCUGGUGCGCCUGUCCCAGCAGCACCUGCGCCUGCUGCGCCUGCUGGGUUCGCGGAACCUCGAGCGGUACUGAGAGCAGCAGGCGCAGCUGCGCUACCGGCACUUCCGGGCGCGCCAUUGCGCCUGCGGGGAGCGACAGCAGGUGGCGCGGCGACGAUCGCAGCAGCCGCUGCAGCUCUGGCGAAAUCCAAGGCGGCGCAGAGCGCAGCAGCAGCAGCAGCCGCAGCAGGCGGAGAAUUUGCACCGCUCGCCAACACGGCCGGCCUUGCGCGAGCAGUGGUGCGGCCCAGGUCGCGGCCUGCGCGUGCAGCGGGCGCCAUCAGGCCAGUGCCCGGCAGCUCGUCCAUGGCGGGGCGGCGGGUGCGCAUGCAGAUGUUCAACGCGCCGCAGCUGUUUAACGCGCCGGCGGCGCAGCUGACGGGCAGCAGCAGCCGGUCCAGCAGCAGCGCGCCGGUGUCGCUCAACCUCAAUGCUGCGCGCCCCGCUGCUGCGGCGCACUCGCACCCGCGUCUCGCGCAGGAGCAUGCCAGUAUGGGGGAUCAGGAUUGCCCCAUGGGUGAUGAGGAGUGGUCUAGGAGUAUCUCUCAGCAUGACAGCAUGGUCGCACCACAACCUAUGGGCAUGGCUGCUGCUUUUGAUGGGCCGGUUUUGGACUCGAGCAUGGAGCUAAGCCCCGUUGCAGACGUUGCAAGGCACUUUGCCGUUGAAGAUGUGGACGGACAUGGGGCUCGCAUGACUGACGCCGCUCCUGCUGCUCCCGCCGCUUAUGCUGCUGCUGCUCCCGCAGUUGCUGCUGCUGCCGCCGGUGCUGCAUUUGGCGGUGGUGCUGCGGGCGCGGCAGAUGCGGUUUGUGUGGUGGGGCACGAGGAGGGAGGGGUGAGAAUCCUUCCCAUGCCGCACGAUGUCCCUCACCACCAUCUUCCAAUAGAGGGCGCUGCUGUAGAGGGCGUUCCUGUAGAGGGCGCUGCCGUAGAGCCAGUCGCUACUGAGCCUGCUAGAUUACACGCGCACGCCCUUGAAGCGCUUGCCCUACAGCCACACGCGUUACAGCCACACGCGCUAGAGCCACACGCACCAGAUGUAGACGGAUGGCUGGCAGUAGGCGAGGAUGCGGAGGGUCUGGAAGAUGUGCUUCUCAUUGGUGAUGCCGCUGCUCCUGCUGCCGCUCCUGCUGCUGCACCUGCUGCUGCACCUGCUGCUGCACCUGCUGCUGCUCCUGCUGGUGCUCCUGCUGCUGCUCCUGCUGCUCGUGCUGGUGUGCGUGGCGUCCGUAUGGCCGAUGUUCAUAUAGUGGGUGCACCUGCAGCGGGUGCACCUGUACCUGACCGUGUGUAUGAGCCCCCUGUGCCUGGUGCCCCCGCCAGGGCUGGUGCUGGCCUUCCUCUCGAGGGACCCGCCCCAGCUGCUGCCGCUGAGCCGCCGCUAGAACCCCCUCCUGCCGCCGCGGCUGCGGUUGCAGCGCCCGCUCCAGCUGCUGCCGCUGCAGUCGCUCCUGCUGUUGCUGCUGCUGCAGCGCCAGUGCCUGCAGCGCCUCGUGCUGCAGCAGCGGCGGCCAGGCUCGAACCAGCAGCAGCAGCACCUGCAGAAGCACCAGCAGUAGCAGUAGCACCAGCAGCAGCAGCAGUGGGCCGUGCGGUUGAGCCUGGGGCGGGAGCCGGCCAUGGCAUGCCUGAGCACGGCGGUGCUGUGCUCCGUUGGGAGCAGGUGCGGGACGACGAGGCAAGGCAGGGGCGUGUGGGGAUGGCAGAGGGCGCAAUGAUUGUGGGAGCAGGGCGCGGGCAGGGGCUGAGAUUACGACAGACUGCAGAGCGGCCGCAGCAGGAGAGGCAGCGGGUACUAGAGCAGAGGCAACAGCUGCUGGCGCAACGUGAGGCUGCGGCACCCGGGGAAGGGGAGUUGGCUGUCCCUGCUGCUCCAGCUGCCGCCGUUGAAGACGCGGGAGCAGCUCCUGGAGUGGGUGCUGCAGCGCAGAUCAGAGCAGCUGGCCACAGAGACAUGGAUGGUCGCAGAGUGGAGGGAGACGAAGGUCUCGCUGCCGAUGGGGAUGCGGAGGGGCGGGCAGACAGGGAUGUGGAGUGGGCGAGAGGCAGAGGCAGGGGUGUGGCAGACAGGAGCAGUGCCACUUCGAUGGAGGCGGAGGGGCCUGCUGGCCCCGCUGCGACAACUCCAUCCCAGAAGAUGACGACAGACGGCGUGUCGGCGGGUGCGAGUGCCACUCACCUCCGGCAUGCUGGUAGGUCCUUAGAUGUUCCUCAAUCCGACGAUGCUUCCGCAGCAAAGGCGGGCAACUUGUCGGCAGCAGAACUAGCUGCCGCAGCAGCACAAGGAGCUCCUGCUGGGGUGCCGCUGACACCUGCUGCCCAAGCGCUGUUCGUUGCAGCGCCUGCAGCAUCAGCCAGUUCUGGUGCUGCUUCUUCAGGAAUUUGUGAAACCGUUGCUCUCUCAUCCCAUCCUUCCCCUGCAUCGCUAGUGCCGGGAGCAGGGGAGGGAGACAGUGGGGGCGAGGAGCCGCGGUCUGUGUGUGCUCGUGCUCGCCCCAUCGCAGACCUCAUUGCAGAGUCUCGAAAGACGGGCGGGCGCCGCCAGCUCUGGCAGCAGUAUGUGCCGGCUCGGCGCUCAGUCAACCUAGGAGCUGCUGCUGCACCAACAGCAGCAGCAACAGCAACAGCAGCUGGAGGAGGCGAAGGCACCUCACCAGCUUUGACAGCCCCCAAAACGUCGGCAGAUUUGGAUGGCUCUGCAGCUUCUGUCCGCCAGCCGAUGGCGCCCUGCUCCAUGAAACCCAAGGGGCCUGCGCCCGUCAUCUCCAAGGGAGGCCGCGUUGUGGGAGGCAGGCCACUGUACUCAGUGUUGCGUGGAGGGGCUGCAGGAGGAGGGGUGCGGCCCACUGGUGGGCUGAGGCCUGUUCCCCGGUACAUGAGCGGUGUGCUGCAGUUCCUCUCCGCCCUCCCCGCUCGCCCUGCUAACGCCGCAGAGCUGCCUGCAGGUUGGGGUGUGAAGGCUGGCGCAGAGGCAGAGAGUGGCAGUCGCAGGGCAGAGAAGGGGCAGCAGCUGGGGGAGGAGGCUGCAGCUUUAGGGGACUUCGAGGGGUUGGUUUACGGGGAAGGAGAGGAGGAGGUGGAGAUAGAGGAGUGGAGUGAGGAGGAGGAGGUGUUUGAGUCGCGCUGGUGGGUGGAUUCUGCUGGGAGGCUGCUGCCGACAGCGAGGCUGAUUGGGGGGAGUGGGGGAGGAAGGGGCACGGGGCGAGCUGCAGUGGUGGAGGAGUGGGAGGUGGAGACAGAAGACGUGGUGUCGUCUGUUCUGUCCGAUGAAGGAACGGACGACCCUGAUCUGCUGGAUACUGCUAGUAGUGGGGGUUCGGGGGGAUCUGGUGGAAGCAGGGAAGCAGGGAAGAGACAGGGAAGGGGCAGCGGUAGCAGCAGGGUGGUGAGGCGGCACAGAGUGACUGUGGCCAGUGGUUGGGUUGAGAGGCCGCCUCAGCUGGUGGAUGAAGAUUCAGCUGUUUUUGCCCCCAAAAAAAACCACCUGCUGGGGGUAAGGGCAGCUGGUGCAAGGAGGGGAGGGAAGAGUGGUGGUAGUGCGGGCAGCGGUGGGGGCCUGAGGGAGUUGGAGGAGUUGGAGCUCUCCCCAUGGACACUGCUUGCUCUGCUGCUGAGGCCGCUGGUGGUGGCCACCAGGAGAUGGUUGCAUGAGCAGAGAGUGCUGCUGUGGAUGGCUUUGGCUGUGUGUUUCGUUUUUGUGGGCGUGAUUAUGGCGCCUGCUUGGCGUGUGAGCCCUAUGUUGCUCUCGGCAUGAAAAUCGUGCGAGGCAGUAGGCUGUGUUUUCUUUUUCCUGUUCUGUUUCGGUGCUAGUGUAUCCAUGCAUCACACCUGGUGUGGGGCGUCUCUUUUGUGCAGUCGGAAUGUGUACAAAUAGCCAUUUUUGAAUCCAAUGAAUGGAUAAACUCAAGGUUGAUAC